Molecule: messenger RNA, 1582 nt
Organism: Myripristis murdjan (pinecone soldierfish)
Lineage: Eukaryota; Metazoa; Chordata; Actinopteri; Holocentriformes; Holocentridae
Gene: cbx1b
Product: chromobox homolog 1b (HP1 beta homolog Drosophila)
Exons: 6
Coding region: 378-995 (205 amino acids)
Cellular component (GO): nucleus
Source: RefSeq, a predicted model, not a curated record
AAUCCAGCUCGGCUUUUCCUUACCCCAUGUCCACCCAGAUCUAUAGAUCAUAAAAACAGUGUUUGCCGACUCAAUGUGCACUGAUCGGGAAAUCUAUAUGUUGUACACUUUGUGAACCUGCACAUUCAUUUUCAGCGAGGAGGGCAAGCGGAGUUUUUUUCCCUCAUACCAGACGGAGGGGGCGGAAACGAUACAUUUAGCGUUAGCCAAGCUCGUAGCUCAAUAUUUUGAUAACAAACCAGUGCGGGAAAAAAAACACAUCGGCACUGUUUGCGAGGCAGAGCCCACCGCGUUUUUAAUUUUGUUUUGCGGCUUUACUUUGCAAACCGGUUAAAAUUUGCAAGGAUUGGGAACCUGCUGGUCCCAAGGUCUACCUGAUGAGUAUGAGCCUGACUACAGAAUCCACUAACGAUGGUCCCACUGUUACAGAAGCCCCUAACUCAUCAGAGAGCAAAAUGACAUCUGUUGAGAAGAAGGACAAGAAGCCAGACGAUGUGGCCGAGGAAGAGGAGGAGGAGGAAGAAUACGUGGUGGAGAAGGUCCUGAAUCGGCGAGUGGUGAAAGGGAGAGUUGAAUAUCUUCUCAAGUGGAAAGGUUUCUCUGAUGAGGACAACACGUGGGAGCCAGAGGACAAUUUGGACUGCCCGGAUCUCAUCGCAGAGUUUUUGCAGUCUCAAAAAUCGGCACAUGAGGGAAAGAGGAAGGCGUCUUCGGAGGGGAAUGGAGAUGAAAACAAAUCAAAGAAGAAGAAAGAUGAUACAGAGAAAUUGAGGGGCUUUGCUCGAGGUCUGGAUCCAGAGAGGAUUAUUGGUGCCACAGAUUCUACAGGAGAGCUCAUGUUCCUCAUGAAAUGGAAAAACUCAGAUGAAGCCGACCUUGUACCAGCAAAGGAGGCGAAUGUCAAAUGUCCGCAGGUGGUCAUCUCUUUCUAUGAGGAGCGACUCACUUGGCACUCGUACCCAACUGAAGAUGAGAAAAAAGAUGACAAGAACUAACACAGGGCCAAGGGGGAGGGGAGAGGAAAGAAACGGUAGUUUUGAACUUAAAUGUAGUUUGGACAGAGGCAAGCAAGACACCAUUGGACUCCUUUGUCAUUUUGUGUAGUAUCACUCAAUUGAUUAUACUUCUAUCUGGAUAUGAUCAAAUUGUGUAUAUAUACUUUAGGUUUGCUUGAGAAAACCCAAACCAGAAGAAAUGUAAAAUGCAGUGUUACUUUUCUCAAUAUUGACUCCAGUUGCAGUCACAUGGAUACUGCAAGACCAUUUUCACACAGCACUUGGUCCGGUGGUCCAAGGCAUUUUGCUAUGACAUUGUAUUGUGGAGGUGUGUAAUCAUUUUACUUCCAUUACCGUAUGUGCCAUGUUUUUAAUUUUUUUUUUUAUUAUUAUUUUUUUUUAAUGUAGGUGGUUUGGUGCUUUUGAGAGUUACCCAUAUUCAUCCCUAGCUAUUUUAAGAUUUUUGGUGUACGGCUAUGAAAUCUUUGUAACCGUGAUUCUGUUUAAUUUGUUCAUUGGUAAUCUUCUCAUUGUAGUGUUUUUCAUGAACAUGUCUUGCUUGUCUGUUUUGGACAAUAAACCACUUU